This is a messenger RNA of Colossoma macropomum (tambaqui), 2509 nucleotides long. RefSeq names its product WD repeat domain 77 (gene wdr77). Gene Ontology annotation, biological process: oocyte axis specification. Gene Ontology annotation, cellular component: methylosome. NCBI's taxonomy places the organism in Eukaryota, Metazoa, Chordata, Actinopteri, Characiformes, Serrasalmidae. The coding region runs from base 67 to 1035 and encodes 322 amino acids. The record is from RefSeq and is a predicted model, not a curated record. The transcript has 10 exons. Gene Ontology annotation, molecular function: protein binding.
GGAGCAGAGAGACGCACGAGAGCAGACAGACAGACAGACAGACAGAUCAACACAGUCAGCUGCAGCAUGCUGACCGAGAGCCGCUGGUGUCCCGCGAGCGCGCCCGCGUGCAUGGAGAGACACCUGGAGACCCUGCAGUACAGAACAGAUGGCUGUCUGCUGUUGGGAGCGUCCGGUCUGACGGGUCGGUGCUGGCUCGGUUCCCUCUGGGUGUUCAGCGAUGCUAAGCUGGCUCCUAAUGAGAGUUACUGUAAGGCGGGAGUUCAGACUGAGGCUGGAGUCACUCACGCUGAGUGGCUGACCAACAGAGCCAUCGUCCUCGCCUCAGACUCAGGUGCUGUUGAAUUGUGGGAGUUGGCGGAGGACGAGCGUUUGUUGGUGAACAGGUUCACUCGGCACGAGCACGAUCACGUCGUCACGGCGAUCAGCCCUACGGCCGGCGCCUGCCACGCGGUCAGCAGCAGUAUGGACUGCAGGAUUAAAGUGUGGGAUCUGAGUCAGGAGGCGGUGAUCAGCUCCUAUAACGCUCACUCCAUGCCGGUGAACAGUGUUUGCUGCAGCCCAACAGACGACUCACUCUUCCUCUCCUGUGCUCAGGACGGGCGUUUGUUGCUGUGGGAUCGCAGGAAACCCAAACCUGCGUCUCGAUUAGACGUGGUCUCCCCCAGCUGCUGUCCCACUGCUGUUGCGUGGGACCCUCAUAAGACCACCACAAUCGCAUAUGGUGAUGAGCUGGGCAGGGUGACUGUGAUGGAUUUCCAGGCUGCAGGCAGCGUGCAGACGAUGACCACACACAGACGCAGAGUGACCGGCCUCGCCUUCUCUUCACACAGUUCUCCUCUGUUGGCCUCAGUGAGUGACGACUGCUCCGUCGCCGUGGUGAACGCACAGCUCAGAGAAAUUUACCGGGACGUUCGGCACCAGGACUUUGUGCGAGGGGUGUGUUGGGUUCCCGGCGGCUCAGAUGUUCUGACCACAGCUGGGUGGGACCACCAGGUUCUGCAGCACAGCACGGGCCAGAAAACUACUGCAUAAACGAGCACUCUCCAUACAUGCGUCCACCCAGCGUCCACUGUUAUGCUGUGUUUACAUGUUGGCGAUAGACGGAUGACGCAAACCAGAUAUUCUCUUGUUUCCAAUGGAAAAAUCAACCACUUCCAGCAGCAACGUUCCGCAGAACGCAGCAGGAAUCGGUUCAGUUUUCCCAACUUUUGCUGCCGACUGCAGCAGUAAAAUAACCGCAUGUUGCUGUUUUUCGGACGUCAGGUAUGCCAAACGUCUCGUUAUUAAAGUCCAGAUGACCUCAGUGUUAUACAACAGAAAAUAAACAUCAUACACUGCUAGAGCUCUCAGGGCUGGACAAUACGACAGUAUAUAUCAUUAUCAUGAUCAAUUAUGUCACAAUACCGUUUAUUUCUGAACAUAUCGUGUGUGUUGUCAGUGCUAACUGCAUGUUUCAUUAUAUAGAGAGUAAAGUUAGUUUGUUUAACUGGAUUUAGUGACAAAUACUGAAUAAAAGUCACUGUGUUCACAGCUUUCGAUGGUGUUUUUAAAAUGCAGGCUCUUUUUUCUCUGUUCCAGCUGAUCAGACGUCUGAAAAAAUAAAUAUUGUGACAUCAUGUAUCGUUAAAGUUUCUGAAGUAUCGUGAUAUUAUGUAUUUGCCGUAUCGUCCACCUCUAAGAGCUCUACUCUGAUUAUCAUCCCUUUUUGCCGGGAAUACUGUCCCCAUGCCAGCGAUUGUGUGCCUUGAUUCCGGCCGUAGCUCUGCUCUGAGGCUCGGAACGACAUUUCUAACGCCAUCAUGUAAACACAGCAUUAGAAACAGCUACGUCCACUCACUGUCCACUUCAUCAGCUCCACUAAUAAUAUAGGUGCACUUAGUUAUGGAUUGUAAUUUAUCUGUGAGCCUCUGUUUAUCCCUUUUAUCAGUGGUCAGAACACUUCAAACACUGUGUCCACUCCACAGUUACAGCUCAGUGUCACUGCUGGGCACCCAUAAUAGCCAGCGUCCUGUGGGCAGCGUCCUGUGACCACUGAUGAAGGACUAGAGGAUGACCAACACAGACUGUGCAGCAGCAGACAAGGUAGGAGUGUCUAAUAGAGUGGACAGUGAGUGGACACAGUGUUCACCACUAUUUACAGGGUAAAUAAUGGCUGCAGAGGAACAAAGUGCAUCUGUGUGGUCCGUGGAGCUGAUAAAAUGGACAGUGAGUGACCGGAUAAAGUGGACACGUUGACACGCUGGGAGACGAUAAUCGUCUUACUGGAACCGAAACAAAGUUCUUUGAUAGAAAUCUGUAAAGUGUCUGUAGAGUUACUGUAUCUGGAGGUUCAUCAGUUUCUGUCACUCACAGUGAACUCUCUCCUGAUCUGGGGUCAGCUUUCACCUUUAAAGGGGAAUUCCACCAAAAUUCCUCCUUAAUUUAGUGUGUGAGGUGUAAACAGAGAGAUUCAGAGUGGUUUGGUGUGAAAUGGUUCAGAUGUCUUUACAGUGGUGGUGAUAGGAAC